Molecule: messenger RNA, 924 nt
Organism: Geosmithia morbida
Lineage: Eukaryota; Fungi; Ascomycota; Sordariomycetes; Hypocreales; Bionectriaceae
Product: S1/P1 Nuclease
Exons: 3
Coding region: 1-924 (307 amino acids)
Biological process (GO): DNA catabolic process
Molecular function (GO): nucleic acid binding; endonuclease activity
Source: RefSeq, a predicted model, not a curated record
AUGAGACUGUCAACCCUCACCGCCGGGCUCCUGCCCAUCUCGGGUGUCGCUGCCUGGGGCAGUCUCGGGCACAUGACGACGGCCUUCGUCGCCAGCCAGUUCGUCGACAACGCGACAGAAGCCUUCUUCCAAGAUCUCCUCGGCAACGACCAGCCCGACUACCUGGCCGGCGUGGCCAGCUGGGCCGACUCGAUCCGGUACACGCGCUGGGGGCGGUUCACCAAGAACUUCCACUUCAUCGACGCGCACGACUCGCCGCCCGACAGGUGCGACGUCGACUUCCAGCGCGACUGCAAGGACGAGUCCGGGUGCGUGGUGAGCGCGCUGGCCAACUACACGUCCCAGUCGGUCGACACGGCGCUCCCUGCGUGGCUCCGGGCCCAGGCGGCCAAGUUCGUCAUCCACUUCGUCGGGGACCUCCACCAGCCGCUCCACAACGAGGACGUCGCCCUGGGCGGGAACCGCAUCUACGUCCGGUGGGACGGGCGCAGGUACAACCUGCACCACGUCUGGGACACGUCCAUCGCCGAGAAGUGGAUCGGGGGCCUCCACGGCAAGCCUCUGCCGCUCGCGAGGCGCUGGGCCGAAGAGCUGUCGCGCGAGAUCCGCGACGGCAAGUUCUCGGACGACAGCAGGGAUCUGUGGCUCAAGGAUCUCGACUUUGGAGAUGCCGUCAGUACCGCCAUGGCCUGGUCAAGGGAGUGUAAUGCCUAUGUUUGCAGUCACGUCUUCCCAGAGGGACCGGCCGUUAUUGCAGGCCAGGAGCUUGGUGGUGACUACUAUGAAGCUGCCGGCCCGGUGAUCGAAAAGCAGAUAGCUCGUGCCGGCUUCCGGAUGGCUGCAUGGCUCGACGCAAUCGCUGCCGAAUACGCGCGCAGAUCAGAGUCGAAUCGGUUUAUCGGCACUGAUGAGAUGGAGCUGUGA